AUGGGAUUGAAGGAGACUUUUUAUAUCUCACAUGGCUCGCCGACGCUGUCAAUUGAUGAGUCGCUACCGGCGAGAUCCUUUCUCCAGUCAUUCCGGCAGGAGGUGUUCCCGGAGAAACCCAAAUCCAUAUUGGUCAUAUCCGGUCACUGGGAGACCUCAGAGCCCACGGUCAACGCCAUCGCCGGGGUCAACAAUAUUAUCUACGACUUCUACGGCUUCCCGGAGAAAAUGUACAAGAUCAAGUAUCCGGCACCGGGUUCGCCGGAAUUGGCAAAUAGAGUGAAAGAAUUGCUCGAGGAAUCAGGUUUCAAGCGCGUGCACGAAGAUAAAAAACGAGGAUUGGAUCACGGUGCGUGGGUUCCACUUAUGCUCAUGUACCCGGCGGCAGAUAUUCCGGUGUGCCAACUCUCCGUCCAACCAAACAGAGACGGGACUUAUCAUUAUAAUUUGGGGAAGGCAUUGGCACCCCUGAAAGAGGAGGGGGUGCUCAUUGUUGGCUCGGGCGCCACCACCCACAACCUUAGUAGGCUGCGCCGUGGGGUAGGCCGUGGUGGUGUCGAUGACGGUUCUGUGGUCACUUGGGCUUUGGAGUUUGAUAAUUGGCUGAAAGAGGCUCUACUUGAAGGGAGAUUUGAAGAUGUGAAUAACUACGUAGAAAAGGCACCAUAUGCAAAAGUUGCACACCCAAGUCCUGAGCAUUUCUAUCCAUUACACGUAGCAAUGGGUGCUGCUGGUGAAAAUGCAGAAUCUGAACUUAUACACCAUAGUUGGAGUUAUGGUGCCCUCUCCUAUGCCUCUUACAAGUUCAAGGCAACAAGCGGAUAG
This is a messenger RNA of Fraxinus pennsylvanica, 825 nucleotides long. NCBI's taxonomy places the organism in Eukaryota, Viridiplantae, Streptophyta, Magnoliopsida, Lamiales, Oleaceae. The record is from the annotation of a GenBank genome assembly.